AUGCUGGCUCGCACCUCUCCAGAACUGGGUCGAUGUCUACAUCUGCUUUUCGGGCCUGAGUACUGCAGUAACGUGCUGGCACAGUAUCAGGCAGCCCUGGUCUCCAGCGGUGCCCUGGUCCAGCUAGGCACCGUCUCUACCGGUGCUGUAGUGGUCUCAACCAGUGGAAGCCUAGUUUCCCCCGUUUGCCAGUUGCAACCGUUGUCCACUUUCGCUUCAUCCCAAGCACAACCCCCUCCCCCGCCUCCCACCCCACCACCCAUUGGGGCCCCUAGUUCCACUUCUUCCCCAGGCAGCUCGCUGACCCAAUUGCCUGUCUUGCUGCCUCCUCCGCCUUGCUCCUCUUCAUCCGUGGCUGGCGCAACUGCUCAGAUUGAUCCGGCAGCAUGUUCGCAAAACGCCUUUGUAUCUUCCCUCCAUUUAUCAAAACGAUCCACAACGCCUCCUCUCGCUUCACCUGGUUCUCCUAGCAAUGGAAAAGCUUUAGAAAUCUCCUCACAGGGCCAUCCGGUAGAUCCCCGGCUUUCUCGUUUUUCCUCUCCUGUAACCUCCUUACCUUCGUCUACCCUGCCAUCUGCGCUCUCGCCACUCCCGUUGGAUGGCCUUUCGCUGCCAGGCGAUUUUUAUUCCGCACAGGCAUCCGCCUUGCGUCGAACUGACGACCCGGCUUCUCUCAUACAGACAAAUCAUUUAGAGUCUCCACUCUGUAAUGCCUUUGUUUCAAACCAUUCCACCGGCACUGUAGGGCCUCCUCACUCUUCGAACCCCCAGUCCCUUUCAUUCAUUGCUGGCUCACCUACCCCUCUUUCCUCUGCCAACGACUUAACAGCUGCAUUAACCACUUCAAGUGCGAUCGCAUCCUCCGGUGGCUCUGGACUUUCAGCCUCUUUGGUAGGACCACUUUCUCCGGCUUCCCCUGGUGCAUUUCUAACUGGGCAUCCGGAUGAAGUACCCCCUCUUGCAGCUGAUGAAUUAAACACACUUUUCAUGCCCAUCCCAAAUCAGGCGUCCGAAGUCGUAAAGUCCAGGUAA
Messenger RNA from Protopolystoma xenopodis, 1032 nucleotides. The record is from the annotation of a GenBank genome assembly. Lineage: Eukaryota; Metazoa; Platyhelminthes; Monogenea; Polystomatidea; Polystomatidae.